Messenger RNA from Lemur catta (Ring-tailed lemur), 2268 nucleotides. RefSeq names its product translation initiation factor IF-2-like. The coding region runs from base 1 to 1191 and encodes 396 amino acids. The record is from RefSeq and is a predicted model, not a curated record. The transcript has 5 exons. Lineage: Eukaryota; Metazoa; Chordata; Mammalia; Primates; Lemuridae.
AUGCAAGGCUGUUGUUCCGACCCUUCACUGAAACCGCCCGCCAAGGUCUCCAGUGCCCGCCCUGCUUCCCAACCCGCGGCCCAGUCUCCGUUUCCAGCUGAACCUCCCAGCCCUUCUGGGACUGCCCGGAGCGGCGUUGGGGAAUCCGAGGGAUUUGGGAAUAAGGCAGCCGUAGCUCCACAGGCCACCGGGAGCAGGCUUCGGGUAGCACGCUGCGCUCGGAGGCGCUCGGAAACGCUCGGAGGAGCCGAGGCCUUGGCCCCGCCCCGCCCGCUGCGAACCGCGGCGCCUCCUGGGAGUUGUAGUUCCAGCACAUCGCCUUCGCUUUUGUCGAGCCUGCCGCAGGGCGAGCUGGGACUGGGACUCCCAGAGGCCUCCGCGGCUUGGAGGCCGCGACCCCAGAAGGCGCGAGCUCCGAGCCUGGCGCUCAACCGUGCGCAACUGAGCCCAACGGUGCCGAAGGGCGCGCGCCGCCCGUUAAGCGGCUUUGCUGCUGCGGCGGCGGCGGCUGGGUUGCGGUCCCUCCCACACCCCCGGGACCAGGAGAGGACGCGAAGAAAGCGCUGGCGCUCUGCAGCUUGGGCCCUCCGCAGCUGCAGCCGCCCGACUUACGGGAAAAGUGGCGAGGGCGAGGGGGCUGCGGCCCGGGCCGCCCCUGGGGAGCCGGGUCGCGGGCUGCGGCCUCCGGCGCCGGGCUUCGGGAGUCUUAAAGCUGUCCACAGGGUUCGGAAGUGCAGCCAGAGUCAGCGACGGAGGUCGAGGAAGUCGUUUCCGACUGUGAAAUGGAAGCAGGCUUCUCGAGGAGGGAAAACACUGUUGACUGUGCCGGAGACCAAGCGUCAGCUUUGUUCAGUGUUCGUCCCACACGUGUGUUUGGCAUGGGCUCCUCACUCACUGGGGCAGUCCCUUGGCUACCAUAUUCACCCUGCAGAAAGAGUUGAAAGCGAUCCGCAGGGGACAACCAGGGAAGUGUGCCAAGCACUUGUCAAGAGCCUGCGCACACUGGGUCUCGCUCUUCCCCGCUUCCUGGGCAGCGGUCAGAACUGGAAGGCAUGUUGGACCCCACACAGUCCCGCCACGCUCCCCGCCCUCCCUGCGUUCGAGGGCCAGGGGUCAGGGGGGCAGAGCCAGAGCAGGAACGAGGGCGCAGCCCUCCCGGGCCAGCAGGACCUGACCACUCCAGACUCCUAACCACUCCAGACUCCUAACCCUGUCGAAGAAAAAGAACAAAAACAGAUAACAAGAAAGUUAUCUACUGCUGUGUAACAAAUUAACCCACAGUUUAGCAGCUUAAGACAUUGUUUCCACAGUGUCUGUGGGCCAGGAGACCAGGCCCAGCUCAGCUGGUGCCUAUGCUCGAGGUCUCUCCCGAGGCUGCCGUCGGGGGGCGGAGAGCGGGCGCUGCCCAGCUGGCCCGCAGGGGCUGUGGGCAGGAUUCAGUUCCUCACACGCUAUCGGACUGGGGGCCUCGUUCUUUUCUGCUUUUUGGCUGGAGGCCUCACUCAGUUAUAGGCCACAUGGGCCUUUCCAGAGGGCAGCCCACAACAUGGCGGGCGGCUCCCGUCAUGCAAGAUGGAAGGCCACCUCUUACGACCUACUUUAGAAGUGACACAGAAGUGACAUCCCGUCACGUUUGCUGUAUUCUUUUGGUGUGGGUUCAGCCCACAUUCUGGGCAGGGGAUUACACAGGGUGUACAUAGCAGGAACUGGGUGUCGAGGGCUAUGUUUGCUGCCCACCCACGACACAGCACGCGGCCUCCUGCGUCUGUGCUCUCACCCUUGUCCUUGGGCUCCGGGAGAGGGUCUCACCAGAGCGUGCAACACUGUUCAGUACAUUGUUACUCUGGUGUCUCACUGUUGAUUUAAAAGCUGAAACCUGCAUUGUUACCUCAUGAGAUGGAUGUAUCCAGAGAGUCCUGCAAAAACAAGGAUGCUUUUGUUCAGAAAGUCUUCCAUCCGCAUCCUCCACUCCUUAAACUUCCCCAGGGCAUCUCGUUAUUUUUAAUUCCCAUUUCCUGAGUGACAUAGAGCAUCUUUUCUUAAGCUUAUGACUUAUUAAUAUUUUCCUCAGAGCUGGAUGAGGCCCCUGAUCUAUUUAUACUUCCUGAGGUCCCUGGUGGUGUAGUCUUGGGAGUGGAGGGACAUCAGGGAAAUUCCAAAAGCCAAGUGCAGGGGAAGAGCUCCGCCCUAGCGCCCUUGCACGUAUCCACAUAGGCCACGCAGACAAGGCUUGGACCACAGCACAGUGUCUCGCCAUCCUCCCGGGCA